This is a messenger RNA of Trematosphaeria pertusa, 858 nucleotides long. RefSeq names its product 60S ribosomal protein L8-B. The transcript is spliced from 5 exons. Gene Ontology annotation, cellular component: ribonucleoprotein complex. Gene Ontology annotation, biological process: ribosome biogenesis. NCBI's taxonomy places the organism in Eukaryota, Fungi, Ascomycota, Dothideomycetes, Pleosporales, Trematosphaeriaceae. The record is from RefSeq and is a predicted model, not a curated record. The coding region runs from base 35 to 820 and encodes 261 amino acids.
AACAACCACACCGUAAGCUGCCUCGACGAACAAGAUGCCACCAAAGGGUAAGAAAGCGGCGCCCGCGCCCUUCCCGCAGGGCAAGGCCGGUGCAAAGAAGCCCGCUAAGAAUCCCCUCCUCGAGAAGCGGCCGAAGAACUUCGGUAUCGGUCAAGACAUCCAGCCCCAGCGCAACCUCUCGCGCAUGGUCAAAUGGCCCGCCUACGUCCGUCUCCAGCGCCAGAAGAAGAUCCUCAACAUGCGGUUGAAGGUCCCGCCGUCGCUCGCCCAGUUCCAGCACGUUCUCGACCGAAACACCGCUACCCAAGCCUUCAAGCUCCUGAACAAGUACCGACCGGAGACCAAGGCUGAGAAGAAGGAGCGUCUGACCAAGGAGGCCACCGCCAUCUCUGAGGGCAAGAAGAAGGAGGACGUCUCGAAGAAGCCGUACACCGCCAAGUUCGGUCUGAACCACGUCGUCGGCCUGAUCGAGAACAAGAAGGCAUCGCUGGUCCUCAUCGCCAACGAUGUCGACCCCAUUGAGUUGGUUGUAUUCCUCCCCGUUCUUUGCCGCAAGAUGGGCGUUCCGUUCGCUAUCGUGAAAGGCAAGGCCCGCCUCGGUACCGUCGUCCACCAGAAGACUGCCGCCGUUCUCGCUCUGACCGAAGUGCGAUCUGAGGACAAGAACGAGCUCUCCAAGCUCGUCUCCGCCGUCAACGAGGGUUACGCCGAGAAGCACAAGGAGAGCGCCCGUCACUGGGGCGGUGGUAUUAUGGGUGCGAAGGCAAACGCUCGCAUGGAGAAGCGGAGAAAGGCGUUGGAGAGCGCUAUCAAGAUCUAAGCGGAUAAUGAUAGCUUGGGGGUGGAUAUGGACUUCGG